Andrographis paniculata is the source of this 2615-nucleotide messenger RNA. Its product is annotated as phospholipase D delta-like. Gene Ontology annotation, molecular function: calcium ion binding; D-type glycerophospholipase activity. The transcript has 10 exons. The record is from RefSeq and is a predicted model, not a curated record. Gene Ontology annotation, biological process: phospholipid catabolic process; phosphatidylcholine metabolic process. NCBI's taxonomy places the organism in Eukaryota, Viridiplantae, Streptophyta, Magnoliopsida, Lamiales, Acanthaceae. The coding region runs from base 89 to 2602 and encodes 837 amino acids. Gene Ontology annotation, cellular component: plasma membrane.
UCACCGGCGAGUCCACCACCAUUCCCAGCGGCGGAGACGCCUGAUUGCAGCUAUUCUCCGCCACAGCCGUUACGCAUGUAUUGAAAGUAUGGCCGCCGACAAUGAUGUUGUAUUCCUCCAUGGAGAUCUCGAGCUUACGAUUAUCGAAGCCAGAUCGUUGCCGAACAUGGACAUGGUCUCCGAACACCUCCGCCGCGUGUUCACCGCAUUGAACACCUGCCGGAAGCCUUUAUCCGUGAAACGUAAAUACAAGAGGAAGGAUCUCAGGCGCCAUAACAAUAUGAUUACCAGCGAUCCAUACGUCAGCGUCUGCCUCGCCGGCGCUAGGGUUGCGACCACUCGAGUCAUUUCCAAUUCGCAGAAUCCGGUUUGGAAUGAAAACUUAAAAAUCCCCGUAGCUCAUCCUGUAUCAGAGGUGGAUUUCGAGGUUAAAGACGACGACCUUUUCGGCGCGGACCACAUUGGCGCGGCCACUGUGCCGGCCAAGAGGAUUGUCACCGGCGAGGUGAUCAACGAGUGGUUUCCGUUGAUAGGCCUGUCCGGGAAGCCACAUAAGCCCGAUUCUGCCAUCCGACUGCAAAUAAAAUACACUCCAUGCCACAUGAAUCCUUUGUACCAAAAUGGCGUCUCGGAGAACUACGAGCUGAAGGAAAGCUUCUUUCCGCUCCGCCAUGGCGGGAAGGUUACUCUCUAUCAAGACGCGCAUCUGAGUGAAGACAUGCUCCCGGAAGUCAAAUUGGAUGAGAACAGAAGAUUUACCCACGAAGCGUGCUGGGAGGAGAUCUGCCACGCGAUUCUGGAGGCUCACCAUUUGGUGUACAUUGCAGGAUGGUCCAUUUACGACAAGGUGAGGCUAGUGAGAGAGCCAACUAAGCCUCUGCCAAAAGGAGGGGACUUGACUUUGGGAGAAUUGCUCAAGUACAAGUCUCAAGAAGGAGUUAGAGUUCUAUUGCUGGUCUGGGAUGACAAGACUUCCCACAGCAAGUGUUUCAUCAAAACUGAAGGAGUGAUGCAAACUCAUGAUGAGAAAACCAAGAAGUAUUUCAAGCGCUCCUCUGUCCAAUGUGUUCUGGCCCCUCGUUAUGCAAGUGCUAAGCUCAGCAUUUUCAAGCAACAGGUUGUUGGAACUUUGUAUACACACCAUCAGAAAUGUGUGAUUUUGGACACUCAAGGAUCUGGUAGUAACAGGAAGAUCACUUCAUUUAUCGGAGGUUUAGAUCUCUGUGAUGGACGCUACGAUACACCCGAACAUCGCUUGUUUCGUGAUCUCGACACUGUAUUCCAAGAUGAUUAUCAUAAUCCAACAUUUGCCCCAGGAACCAGGGCCCCAAGACAACCAUGGCAUGAUUUACACUGCAAGAUUGAGGGUCCAGCUGCAUAUGAUGUUCUCACCAACUUUGAGCAACGUUGGAAAAAAGCCACUAGAUGGUCUGAGCUCGGGGAACGGCUAAAGAAAAUAUCUUACUGGCAUGAAGAUGCAUUGUUAAAAGUUGAGCGUAUUUCUUGGAUAGCUAGUCCCACUCCAACUGCCCCGAAUGAUCAUCCUUCUCUAUGGGUUUCCCAGGAAGAUGAUCCCGAAAACUGGCAUGUUCAGAUCUUCAGGUCAAUAGAUUCAGGAUCCGUGAAAGGAUUUUUCAACACUGCUGAUGCUGUUGAGAAGCAAGGUCUGAUGUUCUCAAAAAAUUUGGUGGUGGAUAGAAGCAUUCAAAUGGCCUAUGUUCAGGCAAUUCGAUCUGCUCAGCACUUCAUAUACAUAGAGAAUCAGUAUUUCCUUGGAUCAUCGUAUGCUUGGCCGUCCUAUAAACAUGCAGGUGCUGACAAUUUAAUCCCUAUGGAACUGGCGUUAAAAAUAGCUAGUAAAAUUAGAGCUAAAGAGAGGUUCAAUGUUUACAUUGUCAUCCCCUUGUGGCCUGAGGGUAUUCCCACUUCUGCUGCAGUUCAGGAAAUCCUUUAUUGGCAGGGGCAAACAAUGCAAAUGAUGUAUGAGCUUAUUGCUCAAGAGAUCAAGUCUGCUGACCUGGAGAAUGCUCAUCCAACAGACUAUCUGAAUUUCUACUGUCUUGGCAACCGGGAAGAAACACACACUAACGAGCACUCCGGAUCACAUGAAUCGGAUUCACAAAGAUAUGGACGGUUCAUGAUCUAUGUCCAUGCGAAGGGAAUGAUCGUGGAUGAUGAGUACGUGAUCGUAGGUUCUGCCAAUAUCAACCAACGAUCGAUGGAUGGUUCAAGAGACACAGAGAUCGCCAUGGGCGCUUAUCAGCCACAUUACACUUGGGCUAACAGUGACAGCCAUCCACACGGCCAGAUUUACGGCUACAGAAUGUCCCUUUGGGCAGAGCACCUAGGCAAGAUCGAAAAAUGCCUCGAGGAUCCUACAAAACCCGAUUGUCUGAACUACUUGAAUUCGACGGCGGAGGACAACUGGAGGAGAUUUACUGGUUCCCAUUUCACUCCAUUACAAGGUCAUCUUUUGAAAUACCCAGUGAAGGUAGAGAUUGAUGGAAAGGUAAAGCCAUUGCCAGGGUUUGAAACCUUCCCUGAUGUUGGUGGUAAGGUUCUUGGUGCACCCACAACUCUCCCUGAUGCUUUAACCACAUAGACCUAUUGUUUUU